AUGGUUCGCAUUGAAGAUUUUGAGGGUAUGCAGUACUCUAGGGUGGGAGACGAGUCUGAGAUGCAGGAAUACGCCUUUUUCAACCAGCAGUAUGCAACCUCAACAUAUCAGAAAGAGCACGACAUGAACCCCGAUCUCAUUGUGCGACCUCAAAACGACCAAGAUGUUAUCAGAGCGGUCAAUUGGGCCAGAGAGAACAAGGUCGCCGUUGCCGUCAAGAGCGGAGGCCACCAGUACAGCGGAGCCUCGUCUACAAGCGGCAAGAACAUCCAGAUAGACUUGGGUAACACUUACAAGGAUCUGAUGAUCUUGAAGCCCAAGGAUCCAAUUGCAGAUAACCGCACACUUGUUUACAUUGGCGUCAGCAUUACUAUGAUGGACCUCAACAAGUACCUCAAGCAGACGAAGCUCUUUGUUCCCACCGGCCAAUGUGCCUACGUCGGUGUGGGAGGUCACGGCCAGACUGGCGGUUACGGACAGUUGGGCCGAAGUUUCGGCCUUUUUGGAGACAACAUCAGAACCAUCCGUAUGGUAUGCCACGACGGUGUCAUCCGCGACAUCACCAAAGAGAACAACCCUGAGAUGUUCUACGCCAUUCUUGGUGGUAGUCCAGGAAACUUCGGCGUCAUCACUCACUACAUCGUUGAGGUGUACAAAUCUAGCAGCUACCUUGGUACUGUUGCUGGACCCAACGGCUUCAAGGGACCUCACGGCAUCAAGGCACUCUGGCUCUACUCCAAGGAGGUUCUUACCACACUUCUCAAUGCCAUUGCCGAGAUGGCUGACGACCCUACAUUCCCCCGCGGCUUUGACCUCUGUGUCAGUGUCAUCAGCACAGAUUUCCCCAUGUCGACUCUGUUCAAGGAGCUCAAAGAUGCCAACGUCUGGCAGCGCAUUCAGGACCGCAUCAAGAAUGCGCUCGAAGACGACUUCCUGGAGUUGCUGAAUGGACGUUUUCCAGCCUCGAUCAUUCUGUACGCGCAGUGGUGCCCGACCAGCAAGGAGGACGUCCUGUUGGAAGACUACUCGCUUCAGUUUGGCGAGUUCGACAUGGAGAUGUCGGAUAUGACUGGGCAGUGGAUCUUCCCCAGAGCGCGCGAGUUUGACCUUCCAUACGUCAAGCGCACAUACGCGACCGACUCCACCAGCCUUACAAAGGACAAGUGGGUUGAUGCCGUGGUUGACCGCAUUGACCUCAUCUACAACCCUGAACACUGUCGGUUCAAAUCCAGUGCUUUGGAGGCAAGUACUCGCGCUUCUUCGUCAACAGAGACAACGGCACAUCCUACAGCUGGAGAGACUCGUCUGUUGUCCAGACUUUGGACUGCUUCCACGAGCCCGAUGAAGAUUCAAGAAAGCUGGCUCAAUCAUGGCAAGCCAAGAACGAUCAGAUUAUGA
Molecule: messenger RNA, 1398 nt
Organism: Colletotrichum scovillei
Lineage: Eukaryota; Fungi; Ascomycota; Sordariomycetes; Glomerellales; Glomerellaceae
Product: FAD binding domain-containing protein
Exons: 3
Coding region: 1-1398 (465 amino acids)
Molecular function (GO): oxidoreductase activity; FAD binding
Source: RefSeq, a predicted model, not a curated record